Saccostrea cuccullata (small rock oyster) is the source of this 727-nucleotide messenger RNA. Its product is annotated as ficolin-1-like. The record is from RefSeq and is a predicted model, not a curated record. Lineage: Eukaryota; Metazoa; Mollusca; Bivalvia; Ostreida; Ostreidae. The coding region runs from base 16 to 552 and encodes 178 amino acids. The transcript has 4 exons.
GAGGUUUUCUGUGACAUGACGACAGAUGGAGGAGGGUGGACGACAAUUCAGAAAAGAGAAGAUGGCUACUUGGAUUUUUACAGGACAUGGAACGAGUACAAAGAGGGGUUUGGGAAUGUCUCUAAGAACUACUGGCUAGGAAAUGAUGCAAUCUAUGAGUUGACAAAGAACAAGGACCAGGAACUCCGAGUUGAGCAACAAAGAUUUAAUGGUGUUAAAGCAUACGCUCUGUACUCCACAUUUUAUGUGGGGAACGAAGACAGUAAAUACAAACUCACUGUGUCGGGGUAUUCAGGAACCGCAGGUGACGGUUUGACUAGUUUUCACAAUGGUAUGAAAUUCACAACAAAAGACCAGGACAAUGACAAUUAUGGAAGUAACUGUGCUACAGACUUUCACGGAGCCUGGUGGUACAGCACCUGUCACCAAUCAAACCUUAACGGUCAGUAUGCACAAUCUGGUGUGUCUGGUCCUAGAUACCCGGUAUGGCAUCACUGGAAAGGAUGGGAAGCAUUAAAACAGACUGUGAUGAUGAUCAGACACAAGAACUAGAGAUAAUUUAUAAUCAGAUCUGAUAUAUCAUUACAAAUCUGAUAUUUUAUUUUUGUCAAACAAACAGAAACUUCUUCUUGUUUUCAUAUUGAAGUACAUAUUUUAGACAAUUACAGUAAGUUCCUUCUUCUUCAAUAUUUCUACCAUUGAAUUAGAUUGUUAACAAUCAUGUUUU